GAAUCAAAAAUUAAAGCAAGACAUAUUAUUUUUUAAAUAUGUUAAUUUUAUAAACAAAAAAAUAAUGAUAAGUUAUGAGUUAAAACUUCGGACAGAUUUGAUCACAAAGUAUACGCUCAUGAUAGCAGCCGGAUACCUGGUGUUGACGAUGUUUCAAUGUAUUAAUCAGAUGAACUACAUUGGAUCCAUUUACGCCAUCGGAGCAAUAAUAACAAAUAGAACAAGUCAUAUUCAUAGAGCAAUAUUCAUAACGGGAUUCGGAUGCAUUAUAGACAUAAUUCAUCUUAUUUUUCAUAGAUCUAAAUCGAGUUGGGUUUUUGUCAAAGUCAUUCAAUUUACUAUACAUCUUUUCGGUGCCGCAUUCGAGAUUGUGACUAUAGUGUCGUUGCAUUGCUACUGGAAAUACACCGAAGAAAUACAAAAACAACCUGAAAAAACAUGGGUUCAACAUAAAUUGGGGCAAGCAUUUUCCAUAUUUUCCAAAAAUUAAGUAUACAUAACUGAAUCAGCAUAUGACAUGUUAUAACCGAGUGAAGUGUAGUACAGUGUCGGUCGUCGGACCAGUUAUAGCAUCACCUGUACAAAUAUUUAUAACUUAUAAGUAAUAUAGAUCAAUA
Acyrthosiphon pisum (pea aphid) is the source of this 617-nucleotide messenger RNA. RefSeq lists its product as uncharacterized. NCBI's taxonomy places the organism in Eukaryota, Metazoa, Arthropoda, Insecta, Hemiptera, Aphididae. The record is from RefSeq and is a predicted model, not a curated record. The transcript is spliced from 5 exons. The coding region runs from base 65 to 490 and encodes 141 amino acids.